Messenger RNA from Penaeus monodon (black tiger shrimp), 2916 nucleotides. RefSeq names its product synaptojanin-1-like (gene Synj). Gene Ontology annotation, biological process: phosphatidylinositol dephosphorylation; synaptic vesicle endocytosis. The record is from RefSeq and is a predicted model, not a curated record. Gene Ontology annotation, molecular function: phosphatidylinositol-4,5-bisphosphate 5-phosphatase activity; nucleic acid binding. Lineage: Eukaryota; Metazoa; Arthropoda; Malacostraca; Decapoda; Penaeidae.
AUCCCGUCAUAAUCUGAUUAAAGGAAAACUAUCCAAAUGCCUUCGAAGUGGAACGGCCUCCGGACGAUGUUGUCGCCCGACGGACCCGAUGCGACAGGACGCAGGACGACGAUGGCUUCGCUCGGCCUUCGUCUCUAUCAGAAAACAGACCCCAAGGCCGACUUUGCAGUGUUGCUGGAGAACAAGAAGACGAAGAAUAGCCUCCUCUUCCAGGCGGGGACAGUAGCGACCUUGUGAAGAAGAGCAGUGGAUAAAAGAAAUGAAGAAGUUACUUGGAAAUGAGAGCUUCUACUUCAGUGUCUGCACAGGAGGCGAUGAGCCAUUAGACUUGACCCUUUGUGCCCAGCGACGAGCCAAGACUAAUCGUACUGACAACAGAUUCUUCUGGAAUCGCAUGCUUCACCUCCACCUGAAGAGGUUUGGAGUUGACUGUGAGCAGUGGCUAAUCAAGACUAUGUGUGGGAGUGUGGAAUUUGCAUCUCUAUAUAUGAAUAAUCACACCCCAAAAAUCUUAAUGAUCUCCAGGCUGAGUUGCGAGAGGGCUGGAACUAGGUUUAUGGUUCGUGGUGUAAAUGAUGGUGGGCAUGUUGCUAAUUUUGUGGAGACAGAACAGCUGAUUCACAUCGACUCAAUGGAUGAUAUUGUUCUGUCCUAUAUCCAGACUAGAGGAACUGUCCCACUUUUCUGGGAACAACCAGGGUUAAAUGGCAUGCCACUGUGGGCCCAUGACUAUGUCUUCUGGUGUGGGGAUUUCAAUUAUCGCAUAAAUCUUUCUCGGGAUGAAGUACUCGAACUCGUUCAGAGGCGAGAAUGGAGUGUCCUGCUUCAUCAUGAUCAGCUUAAGCAAAGUUAUGCUGAAGAGAAGUGCUUCAAAGGUUUCAUAGAAGGCGACAUCACAUUUGCUCCAACAUACAAGUACGACCUGUUCUCUGAUGAUUAUGAUACCAGUGAAAAGUCCCGCAUCCCAGCAUGGACAGACAGGGUGCUCUUCUGGAGGAGGAUGUACCCACGUGACAAGGAGAAUCCCAAGUGGACACCAGGUCGGUUUGUUCACUAUGGAAGGGCUGAGCUGAAACAGAGUGAUCAUCGACCAGUGUUGGCAGUGAUUGAUGUAGAAGGCUGCACUGUUAUUGACUCAAAGCUUGCCAGCACCUAUGAGUCUGUUGUAGCAUCACUUGGUCCCUCUGACUGUACUGUUGUGGUGCAGCAAGCAGAGGAGGAGGUCCAGAACCUCCCUCCUGGAGCUGAUGCAGAUUCUGUUUUUGAUGAUGAAACGCUGGAGAAAGUCCAAGAAGCCAUGGGGACAGUGGGCUCUGUGGUGCUUGUGCGCUUUGUGGAUAACAGAGUUUGGUUCACAUUUAGCGAUUCACAGACUGCACUAAAGGCCAUAGGAUGUAGUCCUUUACAGAUAGGUGGACACAAGCUGGAAGUGAAGCUCAAGACAGAGGCAUGGAGAGACCAGCUGGAGGAGGAGCUUGCCCUCUGUGGGGACACUACUGUGCCUCUUACAGAUGAGACCCUCAACAUCUCAGACCAAGUUGAUACCUCUUUCAGCAUUCGAAAUAUUGAAGGUGCUAUGGAGAAGUUGUAUCAGUCAGAACUUGAGGCUGAAGAGGAGCCAGCCAGCAGUGAACCAAUAAAGGAACAGCGGUCACCCAUCCAGCCCUCUCGGCCCCCACCUCCACGCCCUGUCCCAUCAAGGCCUCCCCCUCCUCGUCCCACUCCCCCAGGAUCUGCCCCAACCUCGCCUGCCAUAGCUCGGGCUCAGACCAAGGUAAAGGUCAUCACAAAGCCUGUGCGACCUUCUCAACUAGCACCAACAGGAAGCUCUAUAGCCUCAAAGUCACCCACUGCAGAGGAGCCGAACCAGGAAAUUGCCCAACGUCCCAAACCUCCUAAGCCAGAGGUGGAAGCGCCCCCAGGGCCAAAGCCAGUUUUACCACCCCGUACUCCAUCUUUAGAAAGUCCUGUCACAGAAAAAUCUGCAGCUUCCUUCACUAGCUCCCUGUUUGGUGGUCCUCCUUCACUGCCAGCUGAUCUUCCUUCCUCUGCUACCAGUGAUCAGCCCUCUGUGUCCCCCUUUGGUGCUCCACCCUCAUUGCCAGACAAUUGUCCUCCAUUGGUGCAAUCUUCAACUAAACCUUCUGAGGGACAGCCCGCAGCUUCUCCCUUCGACAGCCAGCCUUCUAAGCCUGACAGUGUGCCUCCUAGCAUACCUCCAUCUGAAACUCCACCUUCUAGCCAGCCACCUUCAGGACCCCCACCCACAGGGCCACCACCUGGUCCUCCCCCCUCACUUCCCCCUCCUGGACCACCUCCUUCUCUCCCACCAAAUGGCCCAUCCUCAGCUCCCCCAGCAGGGCCCCCUCCUAGCUUACCUGCAAGGACACUUCCUCCUGUGCCAGCUAGAAGUGGUGCAGGAGCACCUCCUCCAAUACCAUCCCGAUCCUUACCCCCAGUCCCUGCGCGAAAUCUUCCUCCAGUGCCACCCCGAAAGUAGUUUUGUGUCCUUUCAGUGAUGUAUGUAGAUGGCUUUUCUGAGGUUUAUCAGGUGUCUUUUUUUUUUUUUCUUGGUAAAAAUCUAAUAUAUAUAAUUACAUAGUGAAUUUGGAUAAUACAUUAUGCUUAUGUUUGGGGAGAAAUAUAUCUUGUUUGAAAAGUUCUCCUUUGUCAUUUUAAAAGGAUAGGAGGAAGAAUGUUUUUAAUUUCAGUAUUAUUACCGAUUAUUUCUCUUAUCUAGUCCUAUGUGAUUUUCUUUGUGAUUGUGCAAUGUGUUGAUUUAUUUAAUUUUAUUUGUAAAAAGUUUCCUGUAAGCAUAUAUCUGUAUAUGCCCUUACCCAAACAUCCACACAAAUGCAGACAUGCACCCACAUGCCUGCACUCACCUCUCAUACAAACACUCAUUCAAAUACAAGA